AAGGAAACUGAAACUCUUCAGCUUUAGAACCAGGAAGCUCCCGUCCCUCUGUCCGUCCUGUGCUCGCUGCUCCCCGUCCCGUGUACGCAGCUCUCCAUGCUGGCCACUAAACUGUCCCAUUACAGGCUCAGUAGGGGAGAGGGCCAUUCAUCUGUUGUAUGAGUGCAGACUCUCGUCAUCGCUCCUCGCACCCACUGGCAAUGAAUGUGAGAUCGCACCCAGGGCAUCGCCCUCACCCGCUGUACCCUCAUAACCCUAACCCUGUUUCUUUGGUUAACCCUUUCCUCUCACAGGAGCAGCAAAAUCUCCUCAGAGAACAGAGAGCCUUUCUACUGAGUGGUCAGCCAGAAUUCCCCACUUAUCACAACCACACAGCCGCCUGGAGCUCUUACCGCCAACCGGCGCGGCACUACAUCUUUCAGCAUCCUCCUCCACCCAAAGUACGUCCACCUCCGCCCGCCUACCCUCCCAAGUGGCGCGCUGACAGAAGCACCCACGACCUGACAGAAGAUUUCCAGCGUCUCGACUUGUCUCACCACCCUCUAGAAAAUACUUUAUUGCAGAAAUUCAACGCCCUGCAUGAAGGUGACUUCCUGACCGCCAUUUCCUUAUCCAGGGGGUUAAGAAUCGAGAAAAAAACCGUCAACCGCCAUCUUUACAUCCUUGAAAGGAAGCACUUGUUGUAUAAAGAGGCAGGGAAGCCACCCAAGUGGAGACUAAUCAGGAGAUCCCUACACCUCACUAAAGAUCCCAAGGAAGAGCCAUCGUCUCCUGAGCAGUCAGCCGAAAUCAUGAGUGAGAACAAGGAGAAGCUGUGUGAGUACCUGUACCAGUCCCCGGGCUCCACUCCCGCCAGCAUCCGCAAGGGACUCGGCGUGUCCAAGCUGAACGAGAUCAACCAGCUCUUGACCACCCUGGAGAAGCAGGGCGAGGUGUGCCGGCAGGGCAACUCCUCCAAGUGGUCACUGACCGAUCGCAAGCGUGAGAGGUUGUUCCUGAAGAAGAGAGCGGCUGAGAUCCACGAGAACGAGAAGGCCGACCCCACCGUCGCCAAUUCAGAGAACGGACAGCAGGGGGCAACACCGGAGGUCAGCAGCUUGACGCCAGAAGUGAAUGAGGUGGCCGACAUGACCGUCGAGGAGCCGCCUGCUAAGCGAAUUAAAGAGAUGCCAGUGGAUUGUGAAAACGGCCGCUGGGCGCUGGACGAGGACACGGGCAGGGACGACGCUAUGGGAGAGACACCGUCUGCUUGUGUGCAGAAAUACGAGCCCACCGUGGUGCGCUCCCGACUGGACAAGCUGCAGGAGUGCCAGGCCAAGAACCCCGUGAGCGGGCUGCUCGAGUUCACCAACUUCUUCUCCCUUCACUGCGACUUUGUGCUCAUGGACCAGAGUGGGCCGUCCCACGACCCCAGGUUUAAGAUCCAGGUGGUGAUUGAUGGUCGCCAAUUUCCAGAGGCCGAGGCCAGCAGCAAGAAGACUGCAAAGAAGGAGGCCGCCUCGCUGGCCCUACGGAUCCUCCUGCGUGAAGAACAAGGAGGCACCCAGGAGGAGGUUCUGGCAGAGCAGAUCCCGAUGGAGACCCCCGAAGAUGUGCCGAAAAGUGCUCCUCAGAUUGGGGGGAAAAACCCAGUCAGCAUUCUGAUGGAGCACAGCCAGAAGUCUGGGAACACUUGCGAGUUCCUGCUCGUGAGUCAGGAAGGACCCCCUCAUGACCCCAAGUUCAAGUACAUGGUGAAAAUGGGCAAUCAGACGUUCCCAGAGAUGGUGGCCAACAGUAAAAAGCUGGCAAAGCAAAUGGCCGCCGAGGCUGCCGUCAACCAGCUGCUUGGAGACAACCUUUUACAGCCAGAAAAGACUGAGCCUGUUCAUGAGGUCGUCGCCACUGAAUUUCCCCCCAUCCCGGAGCUUUCUGUCGAGGACCUGAAGAUGGCGCAGCAGUCGGGCGUCGGGGAGUUCAUCAAGUAUCUGAACGCCAACCCUGUCAGCGGUCUCCUGGAGUACUCCCGCGCUAAGGGCUUCGCAGCAGAGUUUAAGAUGGUCAGUCAGAGUGGACCACCGCAUGAUCCCAAAUUUGUGUUCCAAGCCAAAGUCGGGGGUCGGUGGUUUCCUCCAGUCACCGCAUCAAACAAGAAGCAGGCUAAAGCCGAGGCGGCUGACGCUGCCUUGAGGGUCCUUAUUGGAGAGGCUGAAAAAGCGAUUCGGGAAGGAGACAGCAUGACUGAGCUUCCUGUGACCGGUAGCACGUUCCACGACCAGAUUGCCAUGCUUAGCCACCACAAGUUCAACAGCCUGACAGCCCGCAUCCAAAACAGCCUCCUGGGCAGGAAAAUCCUGGCGGCCAUCAUCAUGAAGCGCCACAGUGAGGACCUGGGCACGGUCGUUAGUAUUGGCACUGGUAACCGGUGUGUGAAGGGCGAGGAGCUGAGUCUGCGCGGGGAGACUGUCAAUGACUGCCACGCUGAGAUCAUCUCACGCAGAGGCUUCAUCAGGUUCCUGUACGAUCAGCUGAUGAAGUAUAACCCCGACUCUCCGGAGGACAGUAUAUUUGAGGAGUCUGAGGGUGUGAUGCUGAGGGUUCGCCCUGGGGUCACCUUCCACCUCUAUAUCAGUACCGCUCCCUGUGGUGAUGGGGCGCUCUUCGACAAGUCAUGCACUGACCAGCCCUGUGCGGAUGGAGACAAGCAGCAUUACCCGCUGUUCGAGAACCCCAAACAAGGGAAGCUGCGAACCAAAGUGGAGAAUGGGGAAGGCACUAUUCCUGUAGAGUCCAGUGACAUCGUCCCCACCUGGGAUGGCAUCCAGCACGGGGAGAGGCUCCGCACCAUGUCCUGUAGUGACAAGAUCCUGCGGUGGAACGUGCUGGGGCUUCAGGGAGCGGUCCUGUCGCAUUUCAUCGAGCCGGUGUACCUCAGCUCCGUCACUCUCGGAUACCUGUACAGCCAGGGUCACCUUUCACGGGCGAUCUGCUGCCGGAUGGCCAGGGACGGGGAAGCCUUCCAGCGAGAGUUACCAGAUCUCUUCGUGGUCAAUCACCCCGAGGUUGGACGGGUCAGUGUCUAUGAUUCUCAUCGGCAAACUGGGAAAACCAAGGAGUCCAGUGUGAACUGGUGCUUGGCAGACGAGGAGGUUGAGGUUCUGGAUGGAACAAAGGGCAAAGUGGAAGGGUCCCGGCAGGAAGUUUCUCGGGUUUCGAAGCUCCACAUGUUUGUCUUCUUCCAAAAUCUGUGUGUCCUGCGUGGCCGCCAAGAGCUCCUUUGUCACACAUCCUACAGUGACAUCAAAGCGGCGUCCAUCCCCUACCAGCAGGCUAAAGGACUUUUCGUUAAGGCCCUGCAGGAGAUGGGCUACGGGAGCUGGAUCAGCAAACCCCAGGAGGAGAAGUGCUUCACUCUGCCCACAAAUUAACGACGUGCGGUUUUCCAGGCGCUCUCUUGUUUUUUUUGUAUUGGAAUGUCACUAGGUCUGCACUGAUGGGGGCUGGGGGAGACGACCCAAGUGCCAGUCUGCCAGGCUCCUCCAGAAACCUAGCUGAACCCCUUCCUGCCCCCCGUGUGCAGAGUUCCAUCUGCCCACCAUGAAAUUCUCCAUUUUAACUGCUCGGUCAAUCUCUGGCUGUAACAUAAAUUGUCACUUUCCGUACGGCACGUGGCAGGCGCCGAUGGAUCCAGUUUACUCUUGAAGGCUGGGUCUGCCAGCGUCGUCCUCUUUGGCCCUACAGAGUUCAUGUCAUGGUCCACCUGUUGCUAGGCAACGGGCCAACGUAAUGACCAUAAUUCUGACCCUUUAAGAACCAAAGUAGCCGCCAUUAAAUUUGACUAUUCCAAAGGAAGGUACGGACCGCUGCUGGCACACGUGAGCAGUGCGCGCUUUCGUGUCCCGUCCGUUGGUGGUAGCACCUCUGUUAGCCAUCUUGGUUCUGCUGGGUUUCUGCAAGGCUCUUGGCAGCACUGGCGCCGACCCAGUUUUCUUUUAGUGUUUGCUCUCAGCCUACUUUUUAUUUUUUAUAUAGUUAGUUUUUUUGCAUUCGGAGGCUGUGCGGUUUCGUAGUCCUUGGUUUCCCCAUGCACGUCUGACUGCCGCCGCUUCCUGUUAGAUCCGUAGUCAGACAUCGGCCGCUGUAACAUUCGCCAGUUUGGUUCUUUUUAUUUUUUUAGGAACAUUCCACAUCUAAAGUUUUCCCAAACUGGAUUGUGUCCUCCCAGGUGUCAGGAUCUUUUUCUAUCUCCGAUGUACAUAGCUCCGCCCUCCGCCGCCGCUUUGCGUGUUCUUCCCGUGUCGUAGGCAUUGGAGUUGCAUGAUUUUUUUUUUUAUUUUAAUUGUUUCUGUAGGUCAGUUUUAAUGAUGAGACCAGCCGGACGGUGAGACACCGCCAACCUUUGUAAGACGUGGCUGGUCUUAAACAAUGGAGAUAUAUAUUGACAUAAAUUAAAGUGACACAAUAAAGAUUGUUAAAUCCGGCUA
Messenger RNA from Bufo gargarizans (Asiatic toad), 4463 nucleotides. It is a transcript of the gene ADAR, whose product is annotated as adenosine deaminase RNA specific. The record is from RefSeq and is a predicted model, not a curated record. Gene Ontology annotation, molecular function: tRNA-specific adenosine deaminase activity; double-stranded RNA adenosine deaminase activity; double-stranded RNA binding. The coding region runs from base 159 to 3407 and encodes 1082 amino acids. NCBI's taxonomy places the organism in Eukaryota, Metazoa, Chordata, Amphibia, Anura, Bufonidae. Gene Ontology annotation, cellular component: cytoplasm; nucleolus. The transcript has 15 exons. Gene Ontology annotation, biological process: adenosine to inosine editing; RNA processing.